This is a messenger RNA of Cyprinus carpio (common carp), 3007 nucleotides long. It is a transcript of the gene prr5l, whose product is annotated as proline rich 5 like. The record is from RefSeq and is a predicted model, not a curated record. NCBI's taxonomy places the organism in Eukaryota, Metazoa, Chordata, Actinopteri, Cypriniformes, Cyprinidae. Gene Ontology annotation, biological process: TORC2 signaling. Gene Ontology annotation, cellular component: TORC2 complex.
ACUACACACUUGUUGCAUGUGUGAAACAGUUGCAGCAAACUCCUCCCAUGGACCGCCCACAGCGGAGCAUCAUGAAUCCUUGUCUCACCCGAUGAAUAGCUACUUGACAAACAGGGCUUGAGGGUUGAAGUUUUGUUUGUAAGAGUAGCCUAUGGGUUGUUACGGUAGCGUUUGUCGAAGUUGCACUGAGCGUUUAAAGGUGUGAGAACGGACACGGAAAUCACAAUGUGCCCAAACUAACUCUCAGUUAGGACUGAGAAGAACAAGCUGCACGUGCCUGUCCUCAUUUCAACUAAGCCAUGGGGUCAUUCCGAAAGCCCAGGCCCCGUUUCAUGAGCUCGCCUGUACUGUCCGACCUCGCCCGUUUUCAUGCCAGCUCGCCAACACUGCAGCUCUCCAACGCCAGUGUUUGGAACAGUGUUCAAACGGCUGUAAUUAAAGUCUUCCAAGGUGGUGGGCUACAAGCCAAUGAGCUCUAUACCCUGAAUGAAAGCAUAAGGUGGCUUUUGAGGACUGAACUGGGAUCAUUUAUCACUGAGUACUUUCAGGAUCAGCUCUUGAAUAAGGGUCUGAUGUAUAUUUUGGAGAAGAUUCAGCUUCAUAACGAUGAAAGUCGUCUUCAAGCGCUGUCUGAGAUGUGGGUGAGGUUUUUCACAGACAUCCUGCCAACUCUUCAAGCUAUUUUCUACCCCGUGCAGGGUCAGGAGUUGACUGUGAGGCAAAUGGCUCUGCUAGGCUUCAGGAACAUGGUUCUGUUGAAGCUUCCUGUGGAGGACAUGUUUCAGGGCUCCUCAUAUCCUCCGCCAAUCACACAGAUGCUGCUGAUCCUGCAGGGCAUUCAUGAGCCUAAUGGUCCUACGCAGGAGUAUUUCCUACUCGAGAGGCUAGUGGACAUGGUUAUAUCUCCCUACCUGAGUAACUACCUCAACAUGAACAUUAGUGAUUCCUCUUCAGAGGAUCGUCUGGAAGGCUUGAGAUUGGUCAACGCUCCACACCUCAGUCAACCUGAGAUUAUGGUGACACAUUUCGCCCACGAGUCUUUCCUGGCACCUCUUAUCGAACACGAGGGUGAAGCCUAUUUGGAAAGGACUGGUGGUGUCCGACGCCACACAGUCGCCAAUGUGCAUUCGGACAUCCAGCUCUUGUCCAUGAAAAACAGGAUGUGUUCAGAAAAAGUGGAGGUCAGUGGGGCAGCCAGGAUGACCAAGACAGAGAGCAAAAGGACACCUAAGACUUUCUGCAGUGAACCAGUCUUUUUUGACUCCCAGCCAGGUGGUGUGGAAAUCCUUCGAGGGCAAAGCACUGCAGAGAUGAAGUGUGGCCUAACUAGUUAAAAAAGGCCUCUCUCUCACACUCUCGAAGCGCCCACUGAGAUCUUGUAAAGUUACAUUAACUGAGACAAGCUAUACAAUAUGGACUCUGCUGCUGUGGAAAUGUGAGCUGUUUUGUGUGCUAAAUCCUGUCAGUUUAGCCUGUUUUUAAGAGCUUGGAGUAUGGUUGAAGAAGUUUUACUUCAGCUCAUUCUUGUAAAGCAAGCAAAAAGUCACACUUCUUUCUGUAGUGGAGGUGGUAAAGCGGUGUGAAAAUAUGCAGGUGAGAUAGCGGUUUACAAAGGUACAGCAGAAACCAUACUGAGACACAUUUGAUCACAAACUAAUGUUUUUACCUUCUACUUCUUAAGCGAUCUUACCGUUUCAUUUCUUUGUAAUGGAAACUAAACAUGCUGACGUGAAGAAAAUAGGAUUUUUAGUCCUUUUAUGAAUAUUUUGUUUGAUGGAAUUGUAAUAUUUAAAAAUAAUUUUUAAAUUAAAUAAUUUUUAAACUUAAAAUAAUUUAAAAAUUACAUUUAAAAUAAUUAAAAAGAAGAUUAAUUCAAUGUGUGUGUGUGUGUGUGUGUACCUACCAUAUUUUGGGGACAAAUUUGUACCCAUAAGUGAGCAAAACCUUACAAAAAAUUGCCACAAACCUCCAUUUGGAGACGUCCUCAUUUGUAAAACUGGUAUAAAAGUAAAGUGAACAAAGUUUUUUUGAAAUUGUAAAAAUGCAGAAAGUUUUCUUUGAGGGGUAGGGUUAGGUUAAAAAGUGUAUAACUAUUUAUAUAAUACUUUUGAAGUAAUGAAUUUAAUGAAGAAAGUGGUUUUGAAAUUAUUUUUUGCAUUUGAUUGUUCAUUUCCGCCGUAUAACACAGGACUGUACGUCAAAGGUUUGAGUAGAUGUCUUUUGAGGUUCACAUGAACAUUUCUUUGUGGCUCUGGCACACAGUUUAGAUUUCCUUUAGCAGAUUAGCUGUUAAGGAGCUUUAGAUGCUGUUUUCAAAAUCAACAUCACCUCAGAAAACCUUUGUGGCAGUGUUUCAGCAUGUGAGCUGACAAAGAGCUUUAUUUCGAGUGUACUAAUCAAGGACUUUUGACCUUGGUGAAUGUAAGAGCAGAUGGUUAUGUGUUUAUCAAACGUUUUGUUUGCUUUUUUGGAUUUUAUUUUAUUACUUUAGCUUGGUUGUAUUUGGAAUGUGAAAAUUUUAAAACUUGUGCUAAACUUUUGUGAAAAUAAUGUCACAAUUUAAAAAAAAUAAAAAUCUUUAUGGUAAAAAAAUAGGCUGUUGAAAAAAAUAUAUAUUUAUGUAAAUAUCAGCUACUAUUUUUUUUUCUAGUAGAUCUGGCAGAAGGAGCCAGACCUAUUUAGGAAGUUCCUCUCCUGGCUGCCACUGGAAGGAAGUUCACUCUAAUCUAAUUUCAGGUGAUAAGUUCAGUAAGGCUUUCCUAUAAAGAAGAGGAAAAUUGUGCAGCCGAAGUAAGAAGAAAAAAUGUACUGGUCUUUGAUGCCAUCUUCUGGAAGUUUUACUUGAUUGCAACUCAUAGUCAAUAAACAUCAGUUUCUGUCUCUUACUUUUAUGUUUUAAGAGUUAAAUAGUAGAGUAAGAGUACAUUUUGCCAUUCUUAAAUUGCCUUUUGUCUAUAAUUAUUAUUAUUUGUUUUAAUCAUUAAAAUAAAACAGCCCAUUCCCAUUA